Wickerhamiella sorbophila is the source of this 318-nucleotide messenger RNA. RefSeq lists its product as hypothetical. Bases 1 to 318 code for a protein of 105 amino acids. Gene Ontology annotation, cellular component: ribonuclease H2 complex. Gene Ontology annotation, biological process: RNA catabolic process. The transcript has a single exon. The record is from RefSeq and is a predicted model, not a curated record. NCBI's taxonomy places the organism in Eukaryota, Fungi, Ascomycota, Dipodascomycetes, Dipodascales, Trichomonascaceae.
AUGACUUUUCGCGUGAAUCCAGGCAAUUCACAGAAUACAUGCCACAUUCUGCCCUGCAAAAUCAACUAUGACGGCGCGGUGGACACCACGAACUUUGCUGUGAGCGGAUCCCAAGCAAGCUUCCGGGGACGGCCGCUGGUCGGUCGCACCGUCGACUUGCACGGAUACACUGGGGUUGUUUUAGAGCCCGACACUCACCGAGUCGCCCGCAAAUUCGACACUCUCACAGUGUGGGGCCACGGCGUGGCAGAUCAAGAUACAGCAGAUCGGCUACAAGAACUAUUAACGGUUAGCAGAGCACUAAGUAAAACUAGUUAG